AUGGUGGCAUGCCCGAUCUGCGGCAGAUCUGUCAAACAAACCACGAUCAAUGACCACAUUGAUUCCAACUGCACCGAGUACAUCGAGAAUGACAGCAACACAUCCACACCUGCGCCGGGCAAGUUCUUUAAGACACCCGUCGGCAAACGCGAUGCUUUCUCCUUCUUUUCAUCCUCUCAGCCCAUUCCAUCCCCGAGCGAUCCUCGACCGUCGACGGCGACACCGAAACGACCCUUUGAAGCUGCGUUGACGCAGCAGCCGAAUGGACACACCGUGAUCAAGAAUGAUGAGACAGGUCCAUCUCACAAUGGUGCCGAAGCAGCUGCCCCCCCAAUCAAGAAGCCCAAACACAACCCCUUCGAAAAGGCUGCGCCGCUGGCAGAACGCAUGCGCCCCAAGACCCUCGACGAGGUGUGCGGACAGGACCUCGUGGGGCCUAACGGCGUGCUGCGGGGCUUAAUUGAACAAGAUCGUGUGCCCAGCAUGAUUCUCUGGGGUGCCGCAGGAACAGGAAAGACGACCAUUGCGCGAGUUAUCGCGGGAAUGGUGGGCUCUCGCUUCGUGGAGAUCAAUAGUACGUCUUCGGGGGUGGCGGAGUGUAAGAAGAUCUUCGCCGAAGCCAAAAGUGAGCUGGCCCUCACGGGUCGCAAGACAAUCAUAUUCUGCGACGAGAUCCACAGAUUCAGCAAGAGCCAGCAGGAUGUCUUUCUCGGUCCUGUCGAGGCCGGACAUGUCACGCUGAUCGGUGCGACGACGGAGAACCCCAGUUUCAAGGUGCAAAACGCGCUUCUAUCGAGAUGUCGGACGUUUACCUUGCAGAAGCUCACCGACCAGAAUAUCUGCGAGAUCCUUCAACGGGCACUGGAAGCGGAACGCGACAAUUACAAUCCCACGGACCUCGUGAACGACGAAUUGAUCAGGUACCUUGCUGCCUUUGCUGACGGUGAUGCUCGCACUGCCCUCAACCUUCUUGAGUUGGCCAUGGACCUCUCCCGGCGGCCAAAAAUGACUCUAGAUGAUCUGAAACAAUCGCUCACAAAGACCCUUGUCUACGAUCGAGCCGGUGACCAGCACUACGACACCAUCUCCGCAUUCCACAAAUCGGUGCGAGGUUCCGAUCCUAACGCCGCAUUAUACUACCUCGCGCGCAUGCUCCAGUCAGGGGAAGAUCCGCUGUACAUUGCUAGACGGAUGAUUGUGAUCGCAAGCGAGGACGUCGGACUGGCUGACAAUUCGUUGCUCCCACUCGCAACCGCAGCAUACACAGCGUGCGAGAAAAUCGGUAUGCCCGAGGCGAGAAUCAACCUUGCCCACGUCACUGUGGCAUUGUGUCUUGCCCCGAAGUCGACCAGGGCGUAUCGAGCACUUGCGAAUGCGAUGCACGCUCUGGAAGAGCCCGGAAUUGCAGGUCUGCCCGUCCCGAUCCACUUGAGAAACGCGCCGACGCGGUUGAUGAAGGAAUUGGGAUACGGAAAAGAGUACAAAUAUAAUCCAGAUUAUGUGGACGGAAAGGUAAAGCAAGAGUAUUUGCCUGACAGAUUGAGGGGUCGGGAGUUUCUUGAAGAAAGAGACUUGGGAGAGAAUAUUGACAAGGACUUGUUAGAGGAGGGAGAGCCAGGGAAAUCUGUCAAAAUCGCCAAUGGACUGGACGGCAAUGGCUGA
Messenger RNA from Fonsecaea nubica, 1662 nucleotides. RefSeq lists its product as hypothetical. Gene Ontology annotation, cellular component: nucleus. Gene Ontology annotation, biological process: DNA repair; DNA-templated DNA replication; regulation of DNA repair. The record is from RefSeq and is a predicted model, not a curated record. The coding region runs from base 1 to 1662 and encodes 553 amino acids. Gene Ontology annotation, molecular function: enzyme activator activity; ATP hydrolysis activity; DNA binding. NCBI's taxonomy places the organism in Eukaryota, Fungi, Ascomycota, Eurotiomycetes, Chaetothyriales, Herpotrichiellaceae. The transcript has a single exon.